Penaeus chinensis is the source of this 5216-nucleotide messenger RNA. RefSeq lists its product as uncharacterized. The record is from RefSeq and is a predicted model, not a curated record. The coding region runs from base 97 to 4335 and encodes 1412 amino acids. The transcript is spliced from 12 exons. Lineage: Eukaryota; Metazoa; Arthropoda; Malacostraca; Decapoda; Penaeidae. Gene Ontology annotation, biological process: protein phosphorylation. Gene Ontology annotation, molecular function: protein kinase activity; ATP binding.
GUCGUAUGUUGCUAAUGUUAUUCCACCUUCGUCUGUUUGAUAGUAGUCCCUGAAAGGCUCCCUUUUAUAAGUUAUUGCAGUGAAUGUUCCCGUAAGAUGAAGAGAUGCAAAGAUGAUGAGGAAGAAGAUGAAUGGGAGCCUCUCAGGAGACGACCGGCUCUUGGGCGACCUGGGACCUCAUCGUCAGAAAACGAAGAAGGAAAUGAAUCGAACGGGGGAGUAGUUCCUGUUGCUUGUGCAUCACAGACUCACACAAAAUCAGACUUGCCAUCCUCUGUGGCUGCUAUUGCACUAACAUCAAUCACAGCAUCAGGUUCAAGUAUACCCAAAACAAAAUCUAAAGUGGGAGUACCUGAAGUAAAUGAUAUUAUUGUCCAGUCAGUGACAUCACCAUCUCAGAGAAAACUGGCAGUUACGUGUAGCUCAUCAACGACAGCUUCAGCAUUAUCAGCUUCAUCAGGCUUAGUAUCAGCAUCAUUUGAAGUCUCUCUCUCAUCAUCUGCAUCAUUAUCAACGCAGACCUCUACAGCUACCAUAAAAUCGUUGCCUCCAUAUGCUGUUGCUUCUUGGAUACCGGAAGAGGAAGAAGACGUGGGAAAAUCAUUAUUGGAGCAUUCACCUCAUUCAGUAGCCUCAUCCUCUAAUGUUGUAAAAUCUUCAAAUGUUGCUUCAGAUACAUCUUGUAAGACAUCUGAUACUCAGUGUACUUUAACAUGUAAGGAUACACCUACCGCUAAAACAGUUGAAGGGGUAACUGCAAUUCAAGGAUCAUCUAAAUCAGUUUUAGCAGUGGAUAUUCUAUCUGUACAAAAUGUUAGUAAAAAAUCUCCUAAGCCACUAGUUAACGGUUCCAUUACUGAUAGUACUAUUGCAACCACAACAGAUUCUGUUGUAUUUGCAAGUGGAUCAAGGGCUAAUGGGUCAUUAGUAGUAACCUCGUCACUUUUAGGAAAUUCUAUAAUAAAAGAUUCAGUUACUGCUUCAGUUUCAGUUAAAGCUGAUUCACAAGUAAUUGUAUCCGUUUCUUCUAGCAAAGCUACGCGGUCAGUUGCUGCAAGUAUAAAUAAAAAUACACCAACAACACUUUCUCUAGUAGACACACCCACAACACCUACAACAGCUAUGAUAACAAUUGCUACCUCACCACCUGCUGAAGUUAUGCAAGCAAUAACUUCAUUACCAAAAGCAUUCCCAGUACCAGCAGCAGCUAUGGAAAGUUUAGCAACUUCCACAGUUUCAGUUUUUAUGACUACAACAGCAGUUACUUUGCCCGUGGUAACUGCCACAGCAACCAGUGCAACCAAACUUGUAAUGGCAACUGCACCAACGGCAGCUACGAGAUCAGUCAAAUCCAGUAUUUCAACUGUUGAUAAUGAAUUAUCUUCAACAGAAGGCGAAACAUCAGCUACAUCUGUGCCAAUAACAUCUACCUCUGCUAAUGUAUUGGGUUCAACAUUAACUGAUACAGGUACAUCAGAACAGGUUUGUAUUCAGCCCUUGCCCAGAUCCAGUGAGACAUCUGGAUCACAGGAAUCACCAGCUUCUUCUUCAUCUGAUUCUUCAGCAUCAGAUAUUGUACCUAGGGCAUCAACCUCUUUACUAGCUUACAGUUCUUCAGAAUCUGGUGCAUCAAGUAAAAAUGAUAGCCUGCCACCAUCUGUAUCUUCUGCUUUAAACCCACUGCAGCUACUUAUACUGUCAUCAGAUUCUUCAUCUGAAUCAUCCAAUGAUUCAGUAGGUGUUGUACCAUCUACAUAUUCUGUUGGAGGAGAGAAUCAAGCACAAAAUUCUGUAGAACCACUUUGCUUGGCUCUGCACUCAAUAAAUUCCCUUCCAGCCCCAACAACAACAACAUCUGAAACAUUUGAAACAGCCUUUAAUUCUCUUUCCUCUGAAAAUUUAGGAACAGAGUCCUUAGGUCAGGAUGGUACAAAUGCACAAGAAAAUGUCUCUUCUGUACAGUUACCAUCAUCAGUGUCUUCCUUAUUAGCAGCUUCCUCAUCCCAGUCAUCCUCCUCAUCCUCAUCAUCAUCACCAUCACCAGAAAAUGUAUCCCUCACAAACACAUCCAACUCAAAAAACAGCCCUCAUGUAACAGGAUCAUCCACUUCAGCCACCAACCAGACUUCCAGAAAAUCCACAAAGAGUAGAAAUGGUUGGGGGAAAAAGGUACCGGAAAAUCUCAUGCCAGAAGACCUUGAUGAUGGAGAACUGACUCCUACAUCAUUAGAUGUUACAAGCGACUCUAAUCACAGGUUGAUGAGCCGGGAUGCUGAAAGAAAGUAUAAAGAAAAACACAUCUAUUUAUCAGGAAGAGUACCACAGGCUGGCCAGCAAUUACCAAAGGGUCAACUUCGUCGGGCAGGUCCUUACUUAUUAGGGCCAAGGCAAGGCUCAUCUCCAGUUCGCUCUAUUGUGCAGUGUCUUGCAAGACGAGUAAAAACCGAUGAUUUCUAUACACUGAAGAUCCUGACUGUUAGAGAACCAAGUGAAGCAACCCAGGAUGACCGGCAAGGGAAGAUGCUCUUGCAUACAGAGCACUCUCUGUUGUCCUUGCUGUCAGGUCAAAAGGGUGUCAUUCAGCACCAUGGACUCUUUCAGGACUAUGCGUGUGGGGCUCGUGAGCAGAAUGGUGGAACACUUGUGGCUUCAGGAGGCCUUGUACGUCGUGUGUGUCUGGUUCUAGACUGUGUCAUUCCACAUGAUUAUUGUCCGCAAACUGCCGACCUCAUCAACCUACAGCACUAUGUUAUCAAUAAGGAGAAGCUGCAGGAGAUGGAUGCCCUUACAAUAUUCUACAAUAUUGUCUCAGUUGUCCAUAGCCUUCAUGAGCAAAAUGUAGUGCAUCGUGACCUUAAGUUGGGAAAUUUAGUGUUACAUCGUGCGACCAGGGAAAUCACCAUCACCAAUUUCUGCCUGGGCCAACACCUUCCCUCUGAACAGGACAGGUUAAGGGAUCAGAGGGGUUCACCUGCUUAUAUCUCACCUGAUGUCUUGAGUGGAAAGCCUUACCUUGGAAAACCAUCUGAUAUGUGGGCCCUUGGAGUUGUGCUUUUUACCAUGCUUUAUGGACACUUCCCAUUCUAUGACAGUUCACCUAAGGAACUCUUCCGUAAGAUUAAAGCUGCCCACUACAUCCUCCCAAAAAGUGACAAACUUGUGAAAGAUGACACAAAGGAUAUCAUACGAGGACUACUCGUGUUGGAUCCCCUUCAGCGACUGAAUUGCACUCAGGUCCUAACCAACUUAACUGCCAUCUUAUCGGGACCUGUUCUGCAUAACCCCCAGACUGUACCUGAAAUGGAAGAUCUAGAAGAUGAAGAACUGGAGUCUAGUGACAGACAGCAUGUCUCAGGAUCCCUCUCAAGUAACGGAAGCAGCCUAGAGCCUUGCUACGGCAGCUCUCGGUCCAGGAGACCAGGGGAGAGAGACGCAGAUAGUCAGUCGAAGAAUAACAUCGAUCAUCUUCUGCUUCAGGUUGCUCGUCAGAAAGCAGAGAGUUGCCAUCUGCAGUCCCUUAAGCCACCUUCAAGUGUGACAAGCAGCAGUAGCAGCUCAAACUCUAAAACAAAUGGUGUAAUAUCAUGCAUUGUAGGAGAAGCUCGACCCCUUACGCAGGCGGAGAUGUCCUCACUCAGACACCUCCUACCACACACACCACGUCUGAGUGAGCCCGUUAGCAGAAGUUCAGGUCCAGCUCCAAAUGUUGCAGUAGUGGUUAGCAGAAGCAACAAUGACAGAUUUAGUCCCCUAUUUUCCCCACGGUCUCCAAGUGGACGAGGUUUUCCCAUGAGUCCCCUGGGUCCUCCUUCCUCAAAUCAUCCACAGCCACCACCUAAUCUAACAAUACCCCCAAGCCCUCUCCCUCCUCACCUCUUAUCCUCCCAUCUCUCUGCUCCUUUGUCCCCCCAUCUUCCUCCAUCUUCUUCGCGACUGCCUUCAUCCUUUCCUCGCCUCCCUCCAAGCUCCUCACACUCACUUUCAGGUAGUUCAAUGAUACCUUCAUAUGGUAGCUUUUCAAACAGUGUCCCAUCCCAGCAAAGAGGGCCUCCUCCCCCUGCUCCACCAACGGGCUCAAGAACACGUUGGGCACCAGGGGUACAUAGUCGCAUUGUCCACAACAUCAGCAGCCUGCACCACCUGGCAGCAUCAUCAAAUGGACAGGAUGAUUCAGAUGAUGGAGCCGUCCAAGACCCAGGGGAAAAUGAUUCCUCUGAAGGCAUUAUCAAUCCUUUGGCAGGACCUUCUCAGUUGUCUCAGGCCCCUUUUCACUUGGUUGUUAGAACUAGAGGGAGAUCCAGGUCUGAGAUGAGGAGAAGACUAAUGCGUCGUUGAGAUUCAACUUGGAAUUAAAAAUAAACUAAUAACAUUCACUGGAAUAAUUUUACGCUUACCGAUAUACUUCAUUUUUUUUCAAUAUAAGAUUUGUUAUGAUCACAAAUUUUAAUCUAAUAUAGCAGCUAAGUAAAGGUAUGAUAACAUAUACUGCCUUUUUUAACUUUUUUUAUUUUUUUUUUUAUGAAUUUACUUUUUACUAAAAUUAUAGAAAACAGUUUUAGAAGUUGAGCCUUAUUGUAUGAAACAAUAGAUGAAUUUAUCUUAGUUUUAUACUGUAUUUUACAAAUGAUGUCAAAUUAAUAUAUCUUAAUGUACCUGGCCAGAAGAUUCAUAAUUAUAUGUGAGAGUAACAUCGCUUUUCUUAAUUUAAUACAUUAAGUGAAUGAAUCCUUGUGCGUGUUUAAGAUAUUUGUAUGGAUGUAAGAUGUGUUUAAGUCGCCAAGAUAUAUAUAUAAUAUAUAUGUAAAUUUAUGGGAUAACUGUGAUAUAUUUUGUGCUCUCUGGUUGGUAACACUAAUUAUCAUGGUUUUUGUAAUGUACGUAUAAACUUGGAGGGCAAAUAUUUAUGUUAUAUAUACUGUAUAUGUAUUUUUGUUUGGUACUGUUUGUUUGGAAAUGCUGAAUAGUAUCUUCCUUUUUAUGAAGUAUUGUAUAUAAUAACAAAAAAAAAAAAAAUAAUAAUAAUGAUGUAACUUGAGGUUUGAUAAAUGAUUUGUAUGUCUUGCAGCUUUUGUAUAUUUAACUGUGAUAAUACUAGCAGCUUGGUUAUUUUAAGUAUAUUAUAGAAUUAUUUGUACUCAAAACAUUAGGUACUGAAUAUUUUCUUCUUUGACAUAGUUUAUAAUUAUUCUAUAAUUCAAAUAAAACCACCCACUUUA